UAUACUUACAGCUAUUGAGUCUCCUUGUUCUGAACAUCCCUGGAGACACUCUGAUGUCAGUAGAAGUCUCUCACAUUCAGAAAGGAUCUCUGUUUGCUGAAGACCAGCAAAUGUGAGGUGAUUUGAAAGAACUCAGCGAUCUAGAGGAAUUGAGACAUUCAUUCCAAACAGCUAUGGACAAACUAGUGAAAGAUAUUGAGCUUACAUUACAGGAAACCCAGAAUAAUGGUAACAAGAGGCACAAGAAGCAGCAACAAGUGAAGAUGCAGGGUGCCAUGAGAGACAUACCAACAUCAUAUUUCAUCUCAGACAAUACAACUGAGAACAUGGAUGCUAGGAGUCAUAUGGCACACUUGGAUGUGAUGGGAAGAGCAAGUACUUUGCAGUCUGAAGUAUCCACCAGUGUGGAAGAACAGAAAGAGCUUUGCUACAUGCAGGUCACUGCUGCUGACAUUGAACUUCAGAGGAUGUGGUGCAAUUUUAUGCUGGCUGAACAGAAAUAUGAACAUGAGGAUAGUGACAAACAAAGGCUUCAUGAAGAGAGAAUGGCCCGGAUUCAUCAACAGUUUAGACAAGGACUCCAAGACCGGCUCCUGCCUCCAAACCAAAGUGUUUUGUUUUUCUUAUACUGCUUCACCUUUAUAUUUAUUAUUUACUUAGUAAAAGACCUGGUCUUUUACUUUUUCCAAAACCAUCACCAGUUCUCUUUUGCUAUUGUCCUCUUUCUCAUUCUCAAAGGGAUUUUCCAGGAUUAAAAAUCUAGGACAAAUGUGCUCUUAAAAGAGAUAGAAUAUUGUUCAUUUCUCUGCCCCUGAUCUUACUGUUUUUUUUUUAUCCACACCAACAAAUAGUUACACAAAACUAACUGACUUCCUGAAGAAAACUGGAAAUGGAUGACAUGAUUUGACAUCACAUUGUCUUUACAAAUAAAAUAAGAAGUCUCCUUUGGACAUGUUUUAUUUUUUUUCC
This is a messenger RNA of Centrocercus urophasianus (Greater sage-grouse), 969 nucleotides long. It is a transcript of the gene TMEM247, whose product is annotated as transmembrane protein 247. The transcript has 4 exons. The record is from RefSeq and is a predicted model, not a curated record. Lineage: Eukaryota; Metazoa; Chordata; Aves; Galliformes; Phasianidae. The coding region runs from base 174 to 755 and encodes 193 amino acids. Gene Ontology annotation, cellular component: endoplasmic reticulum.